AAAAAAUAAAAGUGGUUAGAGUUAUCCUACGGUGGACAAAUUUAUGGAUUUAACAGUAGUUAAAAUUAGUACAUACACUCAAAACCAUUGCAUGCUGCUUGUUCAAACUACUUAUUUACAAUGAGCCAAAUCAACACAAUUAUUGAGGGUUUUUGUGGGAUAACUUUAUUGUAUUAUGUUCAACCAACUUAAAUUUGUAAAAACAAUUAGGUUAACUUAAACAAUUGCUGAGACAACAUGAAGGAAUUGUGUGAAAUCUUGCAUUUUUUCACAGCGUAUAAUGUAAAUUUGUAGACUUAUAAGAUGGCAUCAUGGUAACAAGAGUAAAUUGGUCAAAAUCUGGUGGCAACAAUGUUCAACUUUUUUUUGCAUUUUUGUUUUUCAUGUGACAUUGCGUCAACCAGGCAAUAUUACAUAAGUUUUGAGUAUUUAAAUAAAAUUUUUAUUCAUAAACAAAAGUUGAAUAAUCUAUCGCACAGCAAUGCAUAUGACAUGAAAGCCAUUAUUCAUUAUGGAGCAAUCCAACUAUGUCUAUUUUUUUUUAGAUCAGGCUUAAAUUUACCAAUAUGAAUUGUAUAACACGUUUAACACAUCACGCCAGCUUUAAAGAAGAAAAUAUAAAGCUGAAUAUCACUUAUUUAAUAAUUUCCUGAUAUAAUCAACUGAAAAAAAAACAUGUAAAUGGAAACAACAAAGGGCCUAAGACUAACCCCUGUGGCACACCACACUUUCCUGUUUUAUGUUCAGCAUCUGUUCAUUUACGAAACCAGCAAGGUGGUUAUCUGUCAAAGAAUCUCUUAGACAGACAGCCAUCUUAUCCACAAAUAUCAAUGUGAAUCUUAAAUAUACUCAAAUUAGCUUUAAAGACAGUUAUAAACAUUGUAAAGUCCAACUCAAGUGCUAAAAUUACUAAUUUGUUUGAAAAACUUCGGCCCAACUAGAUUAGUAACAUUUAGACAGAUUGAUUUUUUUUUAUGACAAACAUUUCUUACAAUAUUUUACAACCAAAACUCAAGAUUUUCUCUCGUUAUUUUUUUACGGUCGAUUAAGAAAGACUCCCACUCUUUUCCCGACAAAAGCAGGUGUAGGAGUAUUUCGGUGGGGGCGGGUUGUUUGCGCAUGUAUGGUUUUCGUACGGUAGGUGGCGAUAUGAGACUGUCCCGCGUCACGUUACCUGGCAGAGGGAAGAUUCAGCCAUUUCGAGCGCUGUCUUUUAUUUGUAACACUACUGGACGUAAACCAUUUCCACGUCUUAAGAAGCUGGGAGAACAUCGCACGCAAACCUCCGCGAAUUCACAAGUUUCUAAGCCAUUAUUUAAGCGGUUUUUGUAAUUGUCGCUAUCAAUCUGGCAGGGUGCGGUUGAGAAACCAGAACACGGCGGAUUUAUAUGGAAAUUUAAAGCUACGGCCUUCAUCUUUUUAAAGCUUCACUUAAAUUACUCAACUCAACAAUCAACAUGGACUACGCGAAUUUGACAUUUUUUGUGUUGUUACUCAUCAAGGGCGUGCUUGGAGUCGAGCCCAAUUCAGUGAAGACGCUUGAAGUGACAGAAGGCGACCCUGUCUUUCUAGACAGUUGUGUUACCGAAAUACAGAAAGAUGAUAAAGUUGUGUGGAAGUUUGGAUCUCGUGUCAUCGCCACUAUUGCGUCUAACAGUGCAUUAUUGUAUGACACCGAUGAUGGCAUAUUCGCAGGCAAACUACAAGUAAAUGACAAAACCGGAGAUCUCAUCAUCAGAAAUCCCAGACCUAAACACUCGGGGGUUUAUGAGGUGAAGAUCACCAGUGUCAACAGUGCAAUGCCAUGCAAGACUUUCAGGGUUGCUGUGCUUGAUGCGAUGCCUACGGAGGUGUCUGUAAAGGUGGGAGAGCCUGUCAUUUUACAGCAUAAUAUUUCUGACGUACACAUGUAUGAUGUAAUAGAGUGGAUGUUUGAAGAUGGCAAGACUGCCAUCGCUCGAAUCAACAAACAGAUCAGUAAAAACCCCUCGUAUGAUGAAAAGAAUGAGAAAUUCAAAGGCAGACUGGCGCUGGAUCAGACAGGAUAUCUGACCAUCGCAGACUCCAAAACCACAGACUCGGGACUUUAUAAACUCGAGGUGAUAGGAACCAACUUAAAAGGGAACAGGAACUUUCGUGUUAUAGUCAGUGAACCGGGUCUGUCCACAGUUUAUAUUGUGAUCAUUUUGGUUGUUAUUGUGUUGAUCGUGGUGGCGGUGCUCGUUGCGAUUAAGUGUCGCAUUAAUAGAAAGACUGUAUUAUAAAAAUAACAGAAUGGAGAUGAAGGACGUCCAUUGAAAUAACAACAAUAGGUCAGAGCGUCUGUAACACGGCUCUUGAAAUAAGCAAGACCAAACUUUUUGGGCAUAAAUAGGGAAAACAUUCUUACAUAAAUCUACAUAUGCACAUUUGCUGGAAUCAUUUUGCUCUAAAUGCUGAUUUUAUUCAUUUUUUUUGUCGUUUUAAACCAUAAGUCUCAAACUGGAUUCCUGGAGGGCGGCAGCUCUGCACAGUUUUACUCCAUUUUAAAUCAAACACAGCUGAUCCAACUAAUCGAGUGUUCAAAAGAGUCCCGAACACCUAAAGUAGUUGGAUCAGCUGUGUUUGAUUAGGGUUGGAGCAAAGGAAUUGAGUUUGAGACCUGUAUGGUACAGUUAGUAUAUAAUACGAGAAAUCAACCCUGUUAUAAACGGAUAUGUAAUCUUGCUGGCUGAUGGGACUGCAGCUUUAACGCUUCUGGUAGAUGUUUUUUAGAUCAUACGUUAUAUUGACUACAUUUUUUUAAGCAAUUGUUUUCUGUUGAGAUUUAUUUAAUAUCUUAGAGGGCCAAAGAAGGGACUGUGUAAAAGAUUGAUGUUUUUUUCUUGAAUUUUCAUAUAAAAACUGUUUGCCUCGUUUUUACUGAAUAAUUACUUUAAGGUUUUAGAUUUUACUGUCAUAUAUGUUUUGUUUACAUGAAGACGGAUUGAGAUGAACGUUUGUUCGCUUGAAGGGUGAUAUGGUUGAUGAAUGUUUUCAGCUGGGAUACUUGAGCUGUUUUUGAAAUCACUGGGAUUCAUCAGUUGUAUGAAUGCCAAAUUUGUUGCACUUGCUGUAAAGCCAUUGAAUGGUGUCACUUUGAAUAUGCAGCCAUGUUGUUUUACUUUUUGUUAUUUCUCUGCUAUGGGCUGUAAUGGGAAAUGAUGACCUCUCGCCAGCCUGAUUUCACCAAGUAGGACUUGUUCCUGGAUUAUCAUCUAUAUUGAUCCUGGAACAACAUUCCGAUCAGCCAAUCAGAAUAAAGGGAUAUGUUUACUGCUUAUGUUAAGUUUAGGUUUAAGCACUUCUAUAUGGUUGUUAUCCAACUAUUAUUCCUCUCUGAUUUGGGGAAUAAUUUACAGUUGUGAUUGGGUUUAGGGGUUCGGAAUAGAUGUGGAUGGUAAUCUAGGAUUGCAUUGUACUUGGCAAAAUCAUGAUGUGUGAGGACAUCUUGAUGCCUUUUUGUAUUGUAAGAAAUGUAUGAAAUUAUAAAAAAGGAUAAAUACAGUGGUUAUUUUCAAGAUGA
This is a messenger RNA of Danio rerio (zebrafish), 3544 nucleotides long. The record is from RefSeq and is a predicted model, not a curated record. Lineage: Eukaryota; Metazoa; Chordata; Actinopteri; Cypriniformes; Danionidae.